Molecule: messenger RNA, 3898 nt
Organism: Aricia agestis (brown argus)
Lineage: Eukaryota; Metazoa; Arthropoda; Insecta; Lepidoptera; Lycaenidae
Gene: Liprin-gamma
Product: kazrin
Exons: 20
Coding region: 217-3240 (1007 amino acids)
Molecular function (GO): protein binding
Source: RefSeq, a predicted model, not a curated record
GCUACGCCGGCACGCUACGAGCGCUACGCUGUAGCACCUCUACGCGCAUUGUGACUGUGACCUUAGCAUCUGCCAGAACUGACAAGUGUUAGUGCAGUGUAUUGUGCUGUUUAUAAGGUCUAACAAGCAGGCAUCAGUGGCGUAGUCAGGUGGCGGGCCCCAGGCACGAUGCGGGGCGGCGGGGGAUAGCAUGAUCACAGUAGCCACGGCGGCCUGAUGGCGCUAGUGCGCCGGAUACUAGGCGACGCCCAGGCGAAACUCCGCAAGAUGGUAGACGAGCAGGUGUCGACGCGGGUGGAGUCAGAUGAGCCGGAGCCGGCGGAUCCCCUCAUCACCCCGGCCUGCUCUGCGCUGGCCGACACCGACCUCCGGCCGCCGCCGCCGGAGCGCCGCCUCCUUAUCACCACCCUGGACAAGAGGAACGGAGUAGACAAGGAGGCGACGCUGAACAGGACGAGACUGUCAAUUAGGAACGGCAAGGAGAAUCCUUUUAUUGUGUCCUCCCCAGAUGACGACAAUAAGGAGAAUCAGACGAACGGUAAACUCGACUCGCCCAUCAAGUGGGCACAAAAUGGCAGCGAUAGCGGCACCUACGCUGAGAUCGGCAAUGCUGCCAGCGACAGGAAUGUGCUGGAUCCAGCAGACAGUUCCGAAGAUGAGGUGGCCCUGCCUGAGGCCACCUCCCCUGGAAGGAGUAGUGACGGACCUGAGCCUAAAGCGGACAUCACUGCUACUUUGGAUGGAGGGUCGGGGUCUCCGAGCGGGCGGUCGGGGGGGUCGCGGCAGGAGGAGCUGCCGGCGUCGCCGGGCAUGCUGUCCGCCACGCAGCUCGCGCGCCGCCUGCGCAUGGAGAACGAGCGGCUCCAGGCGGAGCUGACCCGAGUCCGAAGACUGCUGGUGGCGGCGGCUGAGCGGGGGGAAGUCGGCAACGCACUGCUGGAACGAGCCCAAGGGGAGGGGCAGGAGACAGCGCUCGACCCCCAACAGAUGGAACGGGAGCUGCUGCUGGCCAGAGAAGCUGUCAAUUCUCUGAAGGCGGACAAGAAAAGGCUGAAGGCGGAGAAAUUUGAUUUACUGAACCAAAUGAAGCAGCUGUACGCCACGCUCGAGGACAAGGAGAAGGAGCUCAGGGACUUCAUAAGGAAUUAUGAGCAGAUGCGCUCCCGAGGCGGCGCGUCGUCCGCGCUCGGCGCCGAGCGGGCGGAGCGCGAACGCGAACGCGCGGCGUUGCUGCGUCACGCGCGCGAUGAGGCCGAACGCUCGCUGCAGCUGGCGGCGGCGCUCAGCGCAAGGGACACGCAGCUGAGACAUGCAAGGGAACAGCUGUUUGAGGCUCGAAGACAACUCCAAGCGGCCGGAUGCCUGUCUGAAGGUGAGAGCGUUGCUUCCCUUGGAAUCGGUCCUCCCAUGAUUCUAGGCGGGCCGACGGGACUGCUCGGCGACCGCGGCAGCUGCAGUGCCGACUCCGGAGUCAGAGUGACAGGUAGCAGUGACGGCGGCGCGACGUCGGUGUGCGGCGGCAACCUGUCAGACUCAACGACGGAGCCCGCCAACCUGGACCCAUAUGACACGGACGCUGCCAGCCUCGUCUCCUCCGCGCACCCGCUGUAUCACUUGAGCACACCGCGGGACUGCAGCCCCACUCUGUCGCCGCACAACAGCGCUUCACCCUUCACACGGUCUAUCGACGCUGGGUCACUCUCCAGAUCCGUGGAGCAGCUAUCGAGUCCCGGGGAGUGCGAGACGGCGCUGCUGGGCAUGCGGCCCCGCUCGGGGGCGAAGGGCCGCGGCCGGGGCUCCGCGUGGGGCUCCAUCUCGCGCGUGUUCGCCCGCAGCCGACACCGCACCAAGUCCGGCAGUGCUACCAGCGGACACGAGAGCGAGCCAGUAUACGCGAGCACGGGCGGCGGUCGCGCCUGGUCGCCGCUAGGCAGCCAGGCAGCACUGCGCGAGGCAGCAUCACUGCCGCUGUCGCGAUGGCGCGCGCCCGCCAUCAUGGCCUGGCUGGACCUGGCGCUCGGGAUGCCGCAGUACGCUGCUGCUGUCGCUGAAAACGUGAAAAGUGGGAAGAUCCGUUUGAAUGGGCAGGUUCUGCUCGAGCUGACGGACGCGGACCUGGAGGUAGGGCUGGGCAUCUCGCAGCCGAUGCACCGCAAGAAGCUCCGGCUGGCCAUCGAGGAGCGCCGGCGGCCGGACCUCGUGCGCAACCCUAGUAUCGGUCAGCUGACGCACGCGUGGGUGGCCGCUGAGUGGCUGCCGGAUCUAGGGCUGUCGCAGUACGCGGAGUCGUUCCUGUCGAACCUGGUGGACGCACGCAUGCUGGACACCAUCAGCAAGAAGGAGCUGGAGAAGUACCUGGGCGUGACGCGCAAGUUUCACCAGGCGUCCAUCGUGCACGGCAUACAUCUGCUCAGGAUAAUGAAGUACGAUAGACAGGCCCUAUCAGUGCGACGACACCAGUGCGAGAACGUGGACGCGGACCCGCUGGUGUGGACCAACCAGCGGUUCAUUCGCUGGGCCCACAGCAUCGACCUCGCUGAGUUCGCUGAUAAUCUCAAAGACAGCGGCGUGCACGGCGGCCUAGUUGUCCUGGAGCCAUCGUUCACUGGGGAAACGAUGGCCACCGCGCUCGGCAUACCGCCCUCUAAGACCAUCAUCAGGAGGCACCUCGUCGCCGAAUUCGACGCCCUCAUCAUCCCCGCCAGGAAUAUGUUCGGACACCAAAUAAGGAUGUUGGGUCGGCCAUUUUCGAAAUCUGUGGCGACAGGCCUGCCCGGCAUCGACUUUAGCGCGGACUCUCGCCGGCACAGCUUAAGGGGUUCGAUAAGCCGCGCUCUGGGCGCUCUCAAGUCGAAGCACGAGCGCUCCUCCCCGAGCUCAAGCGACAGUUCGAGCGUGCUGAGCUUCCCGACUCACUCGCACUACGCGUACUCACCUCCCAUUGGUGCGCGUACGCUGUCCGCCAUGAGCGUGACGUACGCGCCGCCAGUAGAGUACGAGCCGAUAUACACACCACUGAGUCUGUACUCGCACUCAACGCAGUCGACGAGAGAUAGCGGGACGAGACUCAACGAUAUACACGAGACGGGCAUCACGCACAGAUACGGUCAAAAGGCUGACCAGGCGCACCGCGUGAGUUCCCCGCUGCCGGUCAAGACAGAGGAGGCGGUGGGCAGGCGUCGACACCGACGAGUCAAGAGCAUUGGUGACAUCAACGCCUCUGCCAAGAGCUCGGUGUAGAACACAGAUAAAUAAACAUUAGGGAUUGUAAGACCGCUGCCUCGAAUUUUGCGGACAGCGGAGCGAUAAACGCCUCCGCUAAAAGCUCGGCAUAAACUACAGAUAAAUAAAUAUUUUGCAUUCAAAACCGCUACAUCGAUCCGUCGAACGCUCCGCUCACACUCUGCUCUGAGCGAUAGCGGAGGGUUUGACGUCUCCACCAAGAGCUCGGUUAAAACCACAAACUAUAGGGUAAGACUGCUGCCUUAAAUGACACUGAGAGCGGGGCAGCUACGUAUCUUCCGAAAGCAACGCAGUAGGCGUUUUUCGGCUGUCUGUCAGUGUAUUACGAAAAAAAGUCUGUUGUAUUGCUGUCACAAGCCUCCUAAUCCGGGGGCAUCAAGGUCCCACUCCUCUGCCGCGAUUUACAACGGGUUCAUGAGUAUAUAAAAUCGUCCCCGCUGUACGCAUGAUUCGAUGCAGAGGCCUUAGAGCAGGUGGGGUAUUCACAAUUCCCGUUCGACUCUUAUUCGGAAACUUUCAACGUAACGUAAAAGUGAAGUUGUUCAACACGUAGCAAUAAAAUAAUGUGUGGUAAGUUUUCAAGUCGGAAAUUGUGACCCCACCAAAGACAUAGCCUAUAAAGAUGGUGAUGCCCGGUUAAUUUGCAAUGUGUCAG